This is a messenger RNA of Tarenaya hassleriana, 2411 nucleotides long. Its product is annotated as ubiquitin carboxyl-terminal hydrolase MINDY-1-like. Gene Ontology annotation, biological process: protein K48-linked deubiquitination. Gene Ontology annotation, molecular function: cysteine-type deubiquitinase activity; K48-linked deubiquitinase activity; cysteine-type carboxypeptidase activity. The record is from RefSeq and is a predicted model, not a curated record. The transcript has 13 exons. Lineage: Eukaryota; Viridiplantae; Streptophyta; Magnoliopsida; Brassicales; Cleomaceae. Gene Ontology annotation, cellular component: cell periphery; cytosol. The coding region runs from base 122 to 2221 and encodes 699 amino acids.
CUCGCUCGCUCGCUCGGAUCAGAAGAAUAUUUUCUCUGGAAAUUCCAGUUUAUCUUUCGCUGCUUCGAAGGUCGAAUUUGAUUUGGAUUUUGAGCUUUUUAUUUGUUUUCUCGGAUCAUCAAUGGCGACCGUUUCGUCUUCUCCUCCUCCGUCCUCGGCUUCUCCGAGCAAAGAGUCGCAGGCGAAGGACCUCGAACCGAAUCGGCAAGAGGUGGAAAAGGAAACCAAGGAGGAGGUCAUGUACAAGGCCAAGACGAUUCAGUUCCUCGGACGAACAACGCCUAUCAUUCUCCAGAACGAGAAUGGACCUUGUCCUCUCCUAGCAAUCUGUAAUGUUCUUCUCCUGAGGAACAACUUGAAUCUAAAUCCUGACUGUUCUGAAGUUUCUCAAGAGAGACUGCUGUCUCUUGUGGCUGAAAGACUGAUUGAUUCCAAUAGUAAUGUUGAUAACAAAGAUAAAGAAUAUAUUGAGAACCAGCAACAGAAUGUUGCUGAUGCCAUUGAUCAUCUUGAACGCCUUGCGACUGGAAUUGAUGUCAAUAUAAAAUUCAGGAGGAUUGAUGAUUUUGAGUUUACACCGGAGUGUGCUAUAUUUGAUUUACUUGACAUUCCCUUAUAUCAUGGAUGGAUAGUUGAUCCGCAGGAUAUUGAAACCGCUAAUGCGAUAGGUUGCAAGUCUUAUAACGCUUUAAUGAGUGAGCUUGUUGCCUUGGAGCCACAAAAUGGAGCGUCUCAAUGUGACCAGAAUCCUGUUGAAGAUUCAGUUGAUUUUGUUGCUGCGACAACUGCAACACUCGGGGUUCCUUCACCAUGUCUUUCAAAAACCAGAUCUUUUGAAGAUUCUCCACCUGCGGCUGCAGAGCAUCGUAAACUUAGAAAAGGUGAUACUGAAGAAGGAGCAGAGUUGUUGAGAGCCUUGCAAUUGUCAGAGAAGGAAGGGCCUUCUUCAAUCCAUGAUGCUUAUGGAGGAGACUCCAGGAAUGGAGUAUCCGUGUUUGCACUUUCAGAUGAAAUAAAAAAAUCUGAAGUUCUGCUUGUAGAUGGUCAUGCUAACACCCAUUGUGGUAAUAUCGGUCAGCUUGGACAGCCCGAAUCUGGUGACAACAAUACAUCAGGGAAUUGUGGAAAUAAGAUUGAUGUGGGCGAAGAGGUAUGUCUGGCCUCGUCGACCACUGAAAGCAGGGCAGCAGCUCCUGACCAUGAUCAGAUAUCUUAUAAGAAGUCUGGAGAUGAGACAAUUAGUGAUGGAGGGACUGAGAAGAGCAGUGAAAGCACCCCUGUGGAUGUAGCAACUUCUGAGAUGCUCUCUGUGGAGAAGACUAAUCUUGAGUCAACCACAACUCUCAAUAGUGAUGUGAUUCUGCCCAAGUCCGAGGAUGGUAGUUCUCUAAAUCCAGUUGCAGCUUCGGAUUUUAGUCACAGAUCCCAGAGUGAUGAUGUACCCAGUGCUUUUAUAAGUGAAGCUGCCAGUGAGCCCAUGUAUGAAGGUGAGGAAUGUGUUAACUCAGGGGCUGCAGUUUGUGAAGACAAAGAGCCUGUUUAUGAAGGUGAGUCACUUCUUGGAAGAAAAGCCGAGAAGAGCGAUGCUGAUCAUCCUUGUUCUGAAGGAUCCGCUGCUGAUGGCCUCACUCCAGCAGAAGGGUAUCUGAUCAGGAACUUCUUGGAAAACAAUGCUAGUCAAUUAACCUUUUGCGGACUCUUCUGUUUGCAAGAAGGGCUUAAAGAACGUGAACUUUGUGUCUUCUUCCGCAAUAACCAUUUCAGCUCCAUGUUCAAGUAUGAAGGUGAACUUUAUCUGCUGGCUACAGAUCAAGGUUAUCUGAAUCAGCCAGACCUGGUCUGGGAAAAGCUGAAUGAGGUUAAUGGUGACACUGUCUUCAUGACCAGUAACUUCAAGGUCUUCAAGAUGGACAGUGGCUCAGGUGGUGCAUGGAACGAGCAAAACGUUGUCUCCAGUACUGCUGAUUAUCUUGCCAGCAUCAACAGUGCAUCAGAAGCAGGUUUGAAUAUCAACCCCGAUCUCCAACUGGCGAUAGCUUUGCAGCAGCAAGAGUUUGAGCAGCAGAGCCCGCGUAGUAACACACCCUCGCAACCAACAGACAUCGGUGCUUCACGCCUGAUCACGGGCCCGCAGGUACCAAGAAGUAGCCACAGGCCUUCUUCCUCCACGGCGAAGCCAGAUGGGAAAUCUUCCAAAGACUCCAAGUGUACAGUUAUGUAAAUCCUCUACUCAGCUGGAUAUUUCCCUUCUGUAUAUUCAUCCCCUUCCUUUUUUGAAUUUCCUCUUCUUUUUUUGCAUUUCAGCUGAUCUUUUUUUUUGUCUUUCUGAGUUUUGUUAGUCUUAUAACCAUCUUUGAUUAUAAAAAAAAAACGUACUAGAAACCAUCAUAAAAAAUUCUCUUCCCUGCUCA